Molecule: messenger RNA, 3004 nt
Organism: Cyphomyrmex costatus
Lineage: Eukaryota; Metazoa; Arthropoda; Insecta; Hymenoptera; Formicidae
Product: A-kinase anchor protein 17A
Exons: 8
Coding region: 384-2909 (841 amino acids)
Source: RefSeq, a predicted model, not a curated record
UCCCCCUCAAAAUAAUUUUCUCAGCGCCGGCAUAUGAAUGAGAGAAUAAUUGGAAUCACGAAGGAUGCGCAUUGAUGCGUACGCACCGAAGAUCAUCCACGAAGACCAUCGUUUAAUCGACUCGCUCGCGUGUUCGCGAUUUUUCGAGUAGCGUGGUCGCGUUGUAAUCAGUAAUAAUCCACAGUAGUCAGUAGUGCCGCAAUAGAGUAGUAACAGAGUCAAGCAUCAUCCCGUGAAGAUCUUCGUAACCUCUCUACUGAGUUGUUCUCAUCUUGCCAGCUUGUCGUAAGAGACGUCCGAGCGUAAGAUUUAUAGAGAGUGAGAAUCAUUCGGUCUUAUUUAAAUCGUAAAUCAUAGCUACAAUUAGCUUUUCUCAACCGGCGAUGAGCGACAAUAAGCAGGUAGGUGAAACUCCCAGUAGCGAGGUUGCUAAUCGAUUUCGAAGCUGUAGGGAUCUGAGCGACAUUGUACCGUUGUAUCCGUCACACGCACUUUAUCUGAAACCGCUUGCCAAAGUUAACGUGUCAGUCAGUCUGCCCCAACUGAAGACUCCAGGCAAAACUAUAUCGACAUGGGAGAUAAUGGAGAAGAUACGCGCGCUUAUACUGCCAGACGAAUUCGCAUCCCUAAAAGUGGCCAAGAGCACCUUGGAAUUCAUCCGUUUGGAGGGCGACCUGCGGGACCGAUCCAGGUUGUCAAAAGUGCUGGCCAGGCUGAACUUGCAACAGUUAAAUCUAUCUGGUUUCUCCAAUGUUCUCAAGGUCCGUGCGGCCGAGACGAAGGAUGACUUUCCAACCAAACAUAGCUGGAAUUCAUAUUUUAGAGAUGCAAAACAUAUGAAUGAGUUAAAGGCCGGUGAAAGACCAGACACUAUUCAUAUUACUGGUUUACCAGUUAAAUGGUUUACCGAAGAUAAUACAAAUGUACCGAAUGAGCCACUCAUCACGAAAAUCUUUCAAAAAUGGGGUAAAUUGAGGAAAGUUGACGUGCCUGCAGCGGAUCCUUACAGAUCCAGGAUGCGGCUCGGUAAUAAUAUUCAUAAAUUCAGCUUUGAAGACGGCAUAUUUUUUGACGUGUACGUACAAUAUGUCGAAUACAUGGAUUUUGUCAGGGCGAUGGAUGCUCUGCGCGGCAUGAAGCUGCUGAAGAAGGAUGGUCAGAAUUCAUUAACCGCAACACUAAAAGUUGAUUUUGAUAAGACUAAACAUUUGAGUGACAGUUCGAUAUCACAUCGUGACUUCGAAAGAAAGCGUUUAAUAGCACAAGACAAUUUAGCAGCGGAGAAAAUGAAGAAGAGAGAAGAAAUAGAAAGAAAACGGCAAGAGGAACAAAAAAAAAAGGAAGAAGCGAAUUCAAUAGCGAAAAUAAACCGCCAACGAAACCGGGAAGAAAAACGAAAACGAAAAGCUCUUACGAAGUUUCGUAAGCAAGAAGAGGAUAAAGUUUCUAUGAAGAUUGCAAGAGAAGAACAAAAAUUGAUAAAAGCUCAACGGCAGUUGGAAAGCAUACGUUUAUUAGAUGAACUAUUUGAUAGGAUAAAGACAAAAGUGGAGAAAAAAGAGAUUAAGUUAGAUCAGAACACGGACAAAAAGGGUGAAAACAAAAAUCAAAUAAAUGAAAACAAAGUAGAUUCAGAAAAUGAUAAGAAAAAUAAGGAAAAGCAAAUUAAGAAAACAACGAAGAAAGAAAAAAAGAAAAAGAAAAAGCGGAAAACGCAGAAAAAACGAAAAAAGGGCGAUAACUCUGAUUCAGGCAGUACAACUGAGGAAGAAUUAGAUAAAAAAACAAGUAAGAAAAGACUCAAGAGUGUCUUGAUAAAGAGCGACGGUGCAACUUCGUCUACAGGUGCUAUGGCAAGAAAUCUUCCUUACGAUUAUUCUAAUUCGAUGUCGGUAUUACCAUCGAUGAUACCAUUCCAUACAAUGAGAAUGCCGAGAUAUACGGGAAGACAGAUGAUGCGACCACCAGGAUAUUCUGCAAUGCCACUUCGUCACCCCAUGUUAUCUAUGGGCAGAGGUCGAAGAUUUGUUCCACGAUAUGAGAUGAAUUAUACGCUGACAAAUCCUUAUUUGUAUAAUGGACCAUAUUACGAAUAUUUUACACAUCUAGUCGAGCGAGAUUCGAAGCAGCAGAAAUCGAGAAUGCGUAACCGCCAAAAAUCAACAAGUAGAUCUAUCUCAAGAACGAGGACUAGAUCGGAUUCUAAGAGAAAAUCUAGGAGUAUCUCCAGAUCGUGUAGUAGAAGACGCAGCGGUUCGCGUUCCAAGAGUCGUGAUCGAAGGUCGAAGUCAAGAUCCAGAUUGCGAUCACGCAGAUCAAAAUCGCGAUCGAGAUCACGAUCGCGCAGAUCGAGAUCGCGUUCGCGCAGAUCGAGAUCACGUUCGCGCAAAUCGAGAUCACGAUCGCGCAGAUCGAAAUCGCGAUCGCGCAAAUCAAAAUCACGAACGUAUCGACCAAAGUCUUUGUCGAGAAAUCGUUCCAGGUCGCGCAGUCGUCGAAAAUCGGCAAGUAGAUCUUGCUCGAGAAGAAAAACAAGGUCAAGAUCGAACUCUAACAGACACAAGAAUAACAAAUUGUGCAGUACAUCCAGGUCAAGUUCCAAAACGCGUUGCUCUAGGUCCAGACGAAGUUCACGGUUUAAAAGUCGCUCCAAGUCUUGUAGCAAGAAUCAACGAAAGAGGUCAUCUUCUGUCGUCAAAAAUACACGAGCUAAAUCACAAUCUACAUCACCCAAACGAAGAUCACGCAGUAGUUCCUGGUCUAUGCCAAAGUCACCAGAUCGUAGGAGUUGCUCCUGGUCAAGAACUGCAUCCGCAAAUAAUGUUAAUGAGCAAGAUGUGAACAAGGAAUAUGAAAAACCUGUUGAAGGAACAAAGACGGUGGAAAUGCAAAGUGCAAAAACGAAUUAACUUUUAGUAUUUGAUUUUGUUAAAGCGUGUCAAGAAGAAUUAUGUUUCAAAUAUAUAUACAGCUACAUAAAAAAUAAUCAUACUUUUAUUAUACU